Molecule: messenger RNA, 593 nt
Organism: Sphaerodactylus townsendi
Lineage: Eukaryota; Metazoa; Chordata; Lepidosauria; Squamata; Sphaerodactylidae
Product: FXYD domain-containing ion transport regulator 3-like
Exons: 8
Coding region: 157-420 (87 amino acids)
Biological process (GO): regulation of sodium ion transmembrane transporter activity
Cellular component (GO): membrane
Molecular function (GO): sodium channel regulator activity
Source: RefSeq, a predicted model, not a curated record
CGGCAACCCAACCUGUUCCUCACCUGGCCUGGGUGUGGUCUGCCCUCGGGACGGUGGAAGCAGGGAAAACAGGCGCUCCACCUUUUUUCCGGGUUGCCUGCUUACCCCACCGGUUGCCUCUGCCUUCGUGCCGGCGUCCGGAGACCAGAGUCCAAGAUGAAGCUCACGACCACAGAGAUCCUGCUGCUCAUGUUGACUGGCUUCCCUCUCUUGGAGGCAAACGAUCCUACAGAUAAAAGUAGUCCCUUCUAUUAUGACUACCAUGCCCUUCGGGUCGGAGGCAUGAUCUUUGCUGGCGUCCUCUGUUUUAUCGGAAUAGCUAUCCUGAUCAGUGGAAAAUGCAAAUGCAAAAAGAAAAGAAGUGUCCAGGCCCUGGUUCCUGUAAAGAGUAGCGCUGCAGGUGGCAGCACUGAGUGCUGAGUCCAGAAAAUGGCCGCUUCCGCUAAGAAUCUAAUUUUACCUAUUGCCCCUCUCCACCAAAUGGCUUUUACCUACUGGCGGUGACAGGCUGGUCCUUUUGCUAUUGUUCUGGGCUCUCACAUCCAUGCCCAAUUUUUAUAUAAACACGUAUGUAAUAAAAGCUGCCGCUUUUC